Molecule: messenger RNA, 695 nt
Organism: Panicum hallii
Lineage: Eukaryota; Viridiplantae; Streptophyta; Magnoliopsida; Poales; Poaceae
Exons: 1
Coding region: 48-437 (129 amino acids)
Source: RefSeq, a predicted model, not a curated record
AGCGCGAGAUCGAGAGACUCCCGCACGUCGUCCAUCGUCAAUUCGCCAUGGCACGGCACGCUCCGCUGCUCUUCACCAUCGCGGCCGUGCUCGCCGUGGCCGCGGCGUCGGCGUCGGCCUACGUGCGCGCCGCGGAGAACGAGCUGAUGAUCAUCGGCGGCGACGACGACGUGUUCGGGCUGGGCGGCGUGAUCGGCGGCAGGCGGCGGCUGGACGACCUCAACGGGACGAGCCCCGACGCGAACGCCACGAGCGCCGACGCCAACUCCACGAGCGCCGACGGCGCCGCAGCGAAGGAGCACAUCAGCUACCUCGCGCUGUCCAGGGACAGCGUCCCGUGCUCGCAGCGCGGCGCGUCCUACUACAACUGCCAACCCGGCGCGGAGGCCAACCCCUACAGCCGCGGCUGCUCAGCAUUGGCGCAGUGCCGCGGCUGAGGUAGGCGCAGCGCAGGGCCUGUUCCAGGGCUUGCUGUCUCCGCUCCGCCAUUCGCGCCGUUCUUUUUCUUUGCUUAUUAAUUUGUUGGUGCUUCUCUUGGGUGCGAGCAGCUGAAAAAGAAUUGAGUUGAUGUUUACCAUUUCUCCGUGUAAAUUGUUGCUAUUUUUGUGCUAUGGGUGACGUUGUGUGUUUGUGUGAUGUAUGGCCAUAUAACCAUAUACAGUAUAUAAGUCGAUUGAUUCUUACAGCAUUCAAAU